AUGGAUCCUGGCUGCCGAAGGGUCUACACCCAAUGGAGCGUGAUGAAUACGAACAUGCGCUGGUCCCAACAAGGCUGUGAACUAUUCCCGUCUGAGGCGGGCCAUUGGACAUCCGGAGAUCAGGACCAGGAAGCCAGAGCCUCACAGCCGUCGACUUCGGGACGACGUAUUCUGGCCUGGCAUUCAGUGAUCCGUCCCAGCGAACCGACGCUGCUAUCCCGAUCACUGACUGGGGUCGAGGAUGAAAUCCGUUUCGACGGCCCAGGAAAUGAGCAGUUCAAAUGGGGUUUCCAGAUCAAGCAUGGCCAGGAAAGACAUAUCUGGUUUAAACUGGACUUAGAUCCGGACAAUUCCCGAGUUGGCAAAUUGACCCAGCUCUCAAGGACAUUAAAGGAUCUCUUCGUGUCACCACCUGAAUAUCAGCGGACUACAGAGGACAUCGUGGCCGCAUACCUGACAGGUCUACGCAGACAUGCUGUCGCUCAUUUAGAGAAACUUUACGGUUCUGCCGUUAUGAAAGACUGCCAGCUCGACUGGAUAAUCACUGUGCCUGCCGUCUGGUCUGAUCUGGCCAAAAAGAAGACGCGAACUGCGGCGAUGAGAGCCGGCAUGGGCGACACCACAUCUCUUCAGAUGACAUCGGAGCCUGAAGCGGCCGCUGUCUACGCACUUAAAGCGCUGGACCCGCACCAUAUCAAGGUUGGAGAGAGCGUGGUGAUUUGUGAUGCCGGUGGAGGCACUGUGGAUUUGAUCACGUACAAGAUGAAAUCUGUGGAUUAUCCGUAUGAGGUGGAGGAGACUGCUAUCGGCGGGGGCAGCCAGUGUGGGAGUACCUUUUUGAAUCGAAAGUUCGAGGAAGUUUUAAUGAGGAAGCUCAACAACAAGCCUAUCUCCAAAAAUGCAAAGGCGAUGGCAAUGAGCCAUUUUGAAAAGGAGGUAAGUGUUCUCGAGAAUCCCAAUUCACAACUGUAG
Molecule: messenger RNA, 972 nt
Organism: Histoplasma mississippiense
Lineage: Eukaryota; Fungi; Ascomycota; Eurotiomycetes; Onygenales; Ajellomycetaceae
Exons: 5
Coding region: 1-972 (323 amino acids)
Molecular function (GO): ATP binding; ATP-dependent protein folding chaperone
Source: RefSeq, a predicted model, not a curated record